GUCCUCCGGCCGUCCCUGGAAGCCACGGACCCAAGGGAGAGCCGGGGUCCCCGGGGCUUCCCGGUUUGCCCGGGAAAAGCGGCCCCCGAGGAGCCCCCGGAAGCUCUGGAGACAUCGGCCCCAAAGGCGAACGAGGGGAAGCCGGAGACGCCGGCGGCCACAAGCUCGCGUACCAAUCCGCCUUCACUGUCAAGCGCCAGACCCACGAGCACCCGGUGAAGAAUGCGCCGGUGGUCUUCCGCGGCAACGUGACCAACACCUACCACGAUUACGACACCUCGACGGGCAAAUUCACCUGCCGCAUCCCGGGCGUCUACUACUUCGUCUUCCACACGUCCUUGACGGCCAACCUGUGCGUCAACCUCUACCGCAACCGGGAGCGGGUGGCCAGCUUCUGCGACCACAUCUCCAACCCCAAACAAGUCAGCUCCGGUGGGGUCCUGCUCCAACUGGAAGCCGGCCACCAAGUCUGGUUGGCGGUCAACGAUUACAAUGGGAUGGUGGGUGUGGCCGGCGCCGACAGCGUCUUCUCGGGCUUCCUAUUGUUUCCCGAUUAGCUUCUCCUCCAGAAAGAGCCCAAUCGGCUCCGGAGCCUGCCUGAAAUCGACCUUUUCCUGGGAUUCCCCCGUAGCUUUUCUUCUAUCCUUCGAGGUUUUCUCCUGCCUUCCCCACUGAUUGAAAAUAAAAUAAAAUAAAAUAAAGAGUUUGUCAUGGCAAUUGAAAUAAAUAAAUAAUAAUAAUAAU
Molecule: messenger RNA, 744 nt
Organism: Notechis scutatus (mainland tiger snake)
Lineage: Eukaryota; Metazoa; Chordata; Lepidosauria; Squamata; Elapidae
Source: RefSeq, a predicted model, not a curated record